This is a messenger RNA of Salvia splendens (bonfire salvia), 3517 nucleotides long. RefSeq names its product putative late blight resistance protein homolog R1B-16. Gene Ontology annotation, biological process: defense response to other organism. Gene Ontology annotation, molecular function: ADP binding. The transcript is spliced from 3 exons. NCBI's taxonomy places the organism in Eukaryota, Viridiplantae, Streptophyta, Magnoliopsida, Lamiales, Lamiaceae. The record is from RefSeq and is a predicted model, not a curated record. Bases 140 to 2860 code for a protein of 906 amino acids.
UCUGCUUUAUGAUUUUCUUCGCAAACCACUCUUCAUUUUAUCCAGAGGAGAUAUUUGUUGACUAGUUUUUCAGCUUACACUCAACCGCGGUUUUGAAUCCAAAUCGAUAGGCAUCGUGUUGAGAAAUUGUUGGGGCGGUAUGGCGUAUGAAGCUGUGGGUCGCCUGCCACAAACUUUGCUCCAAAUCCUUCAACGCCACGAUGAUGCGAUCACUCCUCCUGUUAAGCAACAAAUUAUUUCCAUCCACGACAAAGCUUUGGUCUUGGAAUUAAAUCUCAACCAUUUCCAUUUCGCAGAACAAAAAACAAUAGGGAAGGCAGCAAUUGCAACUGAAGGGAUUAUUCAAUAUCUUUUCUCCGCACAAUAUCUAUCAAAUUGUAAAUCGAAAGAUCCAAGUGGCAGACUAUCAAAUCACUUGGGGAAAUUGGCAAAGGAGCUCGACUCAAUUGUUGUAUACAUCGUUGACUACUGCAACAGUGUUUCUCUUGCUGUUAGUUCAUCAUCAACAUCUGUGCUCAAGAGUCAUAUUGAAGAUCCCAUGGUUACAACGGAGCUGAUUGCAAUGACUACAAACCGGUUGAGGAGAUUAGCGGAGAAAUUCAAGUCAACUGCCGGAGAAUUAGCAGAUGAAGAUUCCAGUGAUUCACCAUCAACUGAUUUUACAUCAUCAAUACCUGAAUCUCCAAGCAAAUGUUAUGUGGCUGACUUUGAUGAAGAUCCUAGUGAUUCAUAUCGCAGAGAUCAUGAUGUGGUUGGUUUUGAUGAAGAUAUACUACAGAUGAUGGACCGAAUAAUUGAUGAUUCAUCCUACCUACAAAUCCUCCCUAUUUUCGGAAUGGGAGGCAUUGGUAAGUCCACACUUGCUAAAGCUAUUUAUGAUCAUCCAUUGGUUAAGCAACAUUUUGAUAUUCGAGGUUGGGUCACAAUAUCACAAGAUUAUAGUAUGCCAAAUAUUCUCUCACAGUUACUAGCUUCGCUCAAAGGAAAAGUAUAUCCAGUUGGAAGGGAUUCAUUCAAAGUAGCAGAAGCAGAGAAGCUUGAAAUUUACAAAAUCUUAUCGGGGAGGAGAUAUCUAAUUGUAAUGGACGACAUUUGGAGUGUGGAAGCUUGGGAAUGCGUACGCUGGCUAUUUCCUAAUAAUCAUAAUAGCAGCCGAAUCAUAUUAACCACGAGGCUAAUGGAUGUGGCAACUUAUGUUUCGUGGAACAUUCAUAUGAUGCGUUUCUUGGAUGACGAACAAAGCUGGCGUUUGUUCCAACGCAAGGUUUUCAGUGAUCAAGAUUGUCCUCAUGAGCUACGUAGUGUUGGGGAAAAGAUUGUAAGAGGCUGUGGAGGACUGCCCCUCUCAAUUGUUACUGUAGCAGGAAUUUUAUCAAGGAUUCCUAGAACUCCAAAGUUGUGGCAGCAAACUGAAGUAAAUGAUGGGCAGUUGGUAUCAAUAUUAUCUUUGAGCUACAAUUACUUGCCUCCAUACUUGAGGAAGUGUUUCUUGUAUAUGGCAGCCUUCCCUCAAGAUUAUGACAUCCAUGCCUCUGAACUCAUCAAACUUUGGGUAGCUGAGGGUUUUAUUAAACAGCAAAAUGCAUCUAAAAGCGAAGAAAUGGCGGCGGAGGAGUGCUUGGAGGAACUGAUAAAGCAAAGUCUAGUUUUGACCACUAGCCGAAAAAGUGAUGGCAAAACCAAAAGUUGCAAGCUGCAUAGUAUGGUACGGGACUUUUGUGUGAGGCAGGCCGGGCAAGAGAAGGUCCUUCUUUCUGUCAUGGACUACUUCCCUAAUCUUAUCUUGAGAAGGCAUUUUCUUCCACAAGUCCUUCAAAAUCAUCACCGUGUAAGUGUUAGUUGGCAUGAUCUACACCUUAAAGACUCUACGCAUAGCUCAUGCACCGCUUCUAUUAUAUGCAUCCCGCAGAGAGGGUAUAGGCCCAAAGGCUCUGUACAGAACUUUACUUCGCUUAGGGUUCUUCAUGUUUUACGUAGAAAUGAUCAUUCAUAUUGGGAGCUAGGUGAAGUGUUUAAAUUUAUUUCUCUCACUUACCUUGCUUCCUAUAUUCCCGAUAGUAUCAUUCCUCCAACUAUAGCAAAGCUUCAGAAUCUGCAGACUUUAAUUAUUUAUAGAUCUGAGGUUCGUUUGCCACUGGAGAUUUGGAGCUUGAGGCAAUUGAGACAUCUUAUCGCUUUCUCAUUUUGUCCUUUACUCCUUCCUGAAGGAGCAAUGAUUUCUCUUGAUAACUUACAAACACUUUCCAUGGCAACAAACUUUGUAUGUAGUGGUAGGAUGGUGCAAAUGAUCCCAAACAUAAAAAAGUUGGGAAUAUGCUACCCUGAAACAAAGUUUAGCGCUGGCUAUUAUUAUCUUCAAAAUCUUACACGUUUUCGUCAACUUGAGAAGCUGAAAAUGGAGAUGCAUAGUUCAUCUGCGCCACGUCUGACUCUUGCUAUUCCUAAGAGGCUGAAGAAGCUAGAAUUGAGUGGCAGGUGGAGUCCUUGGAGAGCUAUGACCUAUUUUCAUUAUUUUGGUAAUCUUCAAGUGUUGAAACUCAAGAACUAUGCCUUAUCUUGGGAACAAUGGGAAACCACUGAGGGGCAAUUCAUUAACUUGAUACGUCUGCUUAUUGAUGAAUCAAAUCUCAAGUGUUGGAGAACUAAAUGGACCCACUUUCCAAGGCUCCAGUGCCUAAUGCUUCAUCGUUGUCCAUACUUGGAUGAGAUUCCAUAUGAUAUUGGAAAGAUUCCAUCACUGCAACUGAUUGAGAUCGACGAUCAUAACCAAUCUCUUUUGUGCUCGGCAAAAAAAAUACAAGAGGAACAACGGGGACGUUGGGGAAAAGAAGACCUAAAAGUUAUUGUGAAGCCUUCUUGAUUUUCUUUGAUUGUGUGUUUCACAACAGAAAGUUUUCGUAAAAGUUGCAAGAUGCAGAGUUUAGAUGAGGUAGCUUAUCAGAUAUUCAACUGACAGAAGAGACAGAGAUUUAAAGGUGCAAUAUAUGGUUGUGAAAGCCGGGUGAAAUGUGUAAAGCAUGAAGAGUCCAGAAUUGCGUCAGGAAGCUCACAGAAUGAGGCACCCGGCCGGGUGACUUUGUGGAGUUAAAAUUCCACCCGGCCGGGUGAAAAUUAGCAAGCAUGCAGAGAUCAGAUUUAUCGCCCGGUCGGGCAAUUCUUGGCUGCGAAACGCCCGGUCGGGCGUUUGUGAAGUCUAACUGCAUUUUGGCAGUUACUGUGGCGGUUUGAAGGAAUUUAAAAGGAAGAAAUCGAACGAAGCAGGGGAGAGGAACCAGGGACAGAAAACAGGAGAAAGAAGCAAGAGGAGAGAGGAGGAAGAAAGGAUCUCCAUCUCGGGGGAGAUCAUCCAUCAUCUAGAGUUGGAGAACACCAUAGAGUUCACGGUUCACGGUUCUUUUGGUGUAAUUCAUUUUAGUAUGUUUGGCUAGAUUUCCUUCGUUGCUCCGAAUAUGUUGUAGGGUGAAUUGUGGAUACUUUGAUGAUUUUUACGGUUUAAUUUAUGUGUGAUUCUUGUUUA